Molecule: messenger RNA, 1324 nt
Organism: Nezara viridula (southern green stink bug)
Lineage: Eukaryota; Metazoa; Arthropoda; Insecta; Hemiptera; Pentatomidae
Source: the annotation of a GenBank genome assembly
AUGGAGUCAAUAAGAAGAAUAGAGAAACCAAGAAGAAGAGGAUUGGAAGGUGGUUCGCUAUGUCCUCACUUACAGCUAAUGUUUCGGCUGUCGGCAUUGUUAGGUCUGUCCCCACUUGUGUUUGAGAACGGAAAGUCCAGGUUCUCAUACGUCCUAGCCCCUUACUCCGUUAUCAUUUCAUGUCUUCUUGUGCGCUUCAACGGAUUGGUCCCAAAUGCAUUUCUCUUGUACCGUUUCAUGGUUCUCACAAGUUACACCCUCAUCUGCUCUCAGAUCAUAGCUAUCGGAAGCCACAUCCUCAGCCGCUACGAUCUGGUUGUGCACACCCUCGACCAGCUGAAGAACACACAGCACAACAUUAAUAAUAAAGUGGAGACCCUUCUAGCUGUUAACCAUCAGCUGUUCAGUUCCUUGAAAAGCUUAUAUAAGAUGGAGUCAAUAAGAAGAAUAAAGAAACCAAGAAGAAGAGGAUUGGAAGAUGGUUUGCUAUGUCCUCACGUUCAGCUAGUGUUCCGGCUGUCUUCUUUGUUAGGUCUGUCUCCGCUGGUGUUCGAGAAGGGAGAGUCCAGGUUCUCAUACGUCCUAGCCCCUUACUCGUUUGCGUUAGCAGCAUUGGAACCAAAUUGCUUUCUCUUGUACCGUUUCAUACUUCUCACAAGUCACACCCUCAUCUCCUCUCAGAUCGCCGCAGUUGGAUGCCAUAUCCUCAGCCGCUACGAUCUGGUCGUGCACACCCUCGGCCAGCUCAAGAACAGACCGCACAACAUUAAUAAUAAAGUAGAAACCCUUCUAGCUGUUAACCAUCAGCUGUCCAGGGUUGUGGAUACAUUUGCUUCCUGCUACAGAUUGCAACUCUUGUUUCUUGAAGAGCUUACAUCAGAUGGAAUCAAUAAGAAGAAUACAGAAACCAAGAAGGAGAUUGGAAGGUGGUCUGCCAUGUCCUCACGUUCAGCUAGUGUUCCGGCUGUCUUCUUUGUUAGGUCUGUCUCCGCUGGUGUUCGAGAAGGGAGAGUCCAGGUUCUCAUACGUCCUAGCCCCUUACUCGCAUUGGGACCAAACACAUUUAUCUUGUACCGUUUAAUAGGAAUCGUUAGUUACACCUUCAUCUCCUCUCAGAUUAUCGCAGUUGGACGCCACAUCCUCAGCCGCUACGAUCUGGUUGUGCACACCCUCUGCCAGCUGAAGAACACACCACACAACAUCAAUAAUAAAGUGGAGACCCUUCUAGCUGUUAACCAUCAGCUGUCCAGGUCGCAGAAGUUCGAUCUCCUCCUCUACCAGCUCAUGAUUAGCGAUGAGGACUUUGGAUUACUUGAUAACGUAA